AUGGGGCAGCAGGUAGGCCGGGUCGGCGAGAGCACCUCUGGGCUCCAGCCUCCGCAGCCCCACACCUCUCAGCCCCACCAGGGGAAGGGCAGCCGGAGCAGCGCUGUGAGGAGACCCCGAGACCCCGGUUGUAUUCCUGGUACACCCCCGGGCAGGUCUGCCAUGGGCAUGACUCUAGAUCCAGGGAUCAAUGUCUUCAAGUUUCACUCAGAAGUGCUCCGACCGUUUGGCCUUGAUUCUGCGGCAUUGACUGAAGCAGUGCGAUGGAGCUCCAAGGAGAACCUUCUGGGGGCGGCUGAGAGUGACCCCAAUCUCUUUGUAGCUCUUUAUGACUUUGUAGCCAGCGGAGACAACACACUAAGCAUCACUAAAGGUGAGAAGCUGCGGGUGCUGGGAUACAACCAGAAUGGCGAAUGGAGUGAGGUGCGCUCCAAGAAUGGCCAAGGCUGGGUGCCAUCCAACUACAUCACCCCCGUCAACAGUUUGGAGAAACACAGCUGGUACCAUGGGCCUGUGUCUCGCAGCGCCGCGGAGUAUCUCUUAUCAUCCCUAAUCAACGGAAGUUUCCUUGUUCGAGAGAGUGAGAGCAGUCCAGGGCAGCUCUCCAUCUCUCUUCGCUAUGAGGGGAGAGUCUACCACUACCGCAUCAACACUUCAUCUGAUGGAAAGGUGUAUGUCACAUCUGAGAGCCGGUUUGCAACGCUGGCUGAGCUUGUCCAUCAUCACUCCACUGUAGCGGACGGCCUAGUCACCACACUACACUACCCUGCGCCAAAAUGUAACAAGCCCACAGUGUACGGAGUGUCUCCCAUCCAUGACAAGUGGGAGAUGGAGCGGACAGACAUCACCAUGAAGCACAAGCUGGGCGGAGGCCAGUAUGGAGAGGUCUAUGUCGGAGUGUGGAAGAAGUACAACCUAACAGUGGCAGUCAAGACACUAAAGGAGGACACUAUGGAGGUUGAAGAGUUUCUCAAAGAGGCUGCUGUAAUGAAGGAGGUUAAACACCCAAACCUUGUUCAGCUUCUCGGUGUUUGUACUUUGGAGCCUCCAUUCUACAUAGUCACAGAGUACAUGCCUCAUGGAAAUCUGUUGGACUACUUAAGAGAAUGUGACAAGGAUGAAGUAAAUGCUGUUGUACUUCUAUACAUGGCUACACAAAUCUCAUCUGCCAUGGAGUACCUAGAAAAGAAGAAUUUUAUCCACAGAGAUCUUGCUGCAAGGAACUGUCUGUUUCCAAUUAAAUGGACUGCACCGGAAAGUUUGGCCUAUAACACAUUCUCCAUCAAAUCAGAUGUCUGGGCUUUUGGUGUUCUACUUUGGGAAAUUGCUACUUACGGCAUGUCACCAUAUCCAGGAAUUGAUCUUUCCCAGGUUUAUGACCUCCUUGAGAAAGGUUAUCGCAUGGAACAGCCUGAAGGCUGCCCGCCUAAGGUCUAUGAACUGAUGCGAGCUUGUUGGCAGUGGAGUCCAUUGGACAGGCCCUCUUUUGCAGAAACCCACCAAGCUUUUGAAACAAUGUUCCAUGAUUCUAGUAUCUCUGAAGAAGUUGCAGAGGAGCUCUGUAAGACUGCCUCCUCAAGUCAUUGCGGGCCGCUGCAAACGUUUGGUCACAACAUGCCAUUGCUCCCAUCCAAAUCUCGUACAUUGCUCAAGCAUGUGGAAAACAAAGAAAACAUAGAGAGUGGACUGGAUGGCCGACCUGACCACAGCCUCCAAGGCCACUCAGGCUGGGCUUCUGUUUUGGGCGGUGACGGUAGAAGCAGCUCUCCAGCAUUACCAAGAAAGCAACAGAACUCUCAGGGGAACCGAUUUAAACUGCUCUCUGAGCAAGCAGAAAGGGACCGGCCGCGACUGGUUAAACCCAAGUGUGCUCCCCCUCCGCCUCCCACGCUGCGCAAUCUUCAGCACUCCAACAGCACAGAGGGAGAGGAGCCGGCUGGUACAGGUCUUGUCGAGAUGAACGGAGAUACAUUAAAAGGUCAUCGAUCAGUGCGGACUUCUGGAGGGGCAAGACCGUCAGUGCCACCACCACAAGUGCCUCUGGCUUCUGGAGCUCUUGCCACAAACACUACCCCUGCCAAAAUGGCAAAUGGUGCUACCACUGCUUCAUCCAAAGUGGCACUGCGACGAACCAGGCAACAAGCUGAAAGAGUGCCACCAGAGCGGGUCAGCCGCGUGGCUCUGCUCGAAUGUGUGGAGUGUCUCAGCAGUGCCCUCAAUGUCAGCUCUGAAAGUUCCUCCAGCGGUCAUGUGCUGGAUGCUGGCCACCAGCUGCUAGACUACUGCUCAGGGUAUGUAGACUGCAUUCCUCAGAUGAGAAACAAAUUUGCCUUUCGGGAGGCAGUGGGCAAGCUCGAGAUUACCCUGCAAGAACUGAGGGCCUCGUCAUCUGGAAGUGGAGUUGUGGUAAAGAUGGCGUCCAUCAUGGAGGGGCCGCUUAGCAAGUGGACCAACGUAAUGAAAGGCUGGCAGUAUCGUUGGUUUGUUUUAGAUUACAAUGCUGGACUGCUGUCUUACUAUACGUCCAAGGAUAAAAUGAUGCGUGGAUCCAGAAGAGGUUGUGUGAGGCUCCGGUUUUUUUCUUCCUCCUUUCCCCCAAACCCCACCCCUGUCCCUGCUUGUGCCGUCCCUGCGCUCCAAAAGCAUGUACAUGAACCAAAUGGUGCAGUCAUUGGGAUCGAUGAUGAGGAUGACAGCACAUUCACUAUCACUGUGGACCAGAAGACCUUCCAUUUUCAAGCUCGAGAUGCAGAUGAGCGGGAGAAGUGGAUCCACGCCUUAGAGGGAACAAUCCUCCGUCACACCCUCCAGCUCCGGGAGGCAGAAACAGGAUUCGUUCCCAGUGUCCAGGACUUUGACAAGAAGUUAGCUGAAGCUGAUGCCUAUCUCCAAAUUCUGAUUGACCAGUUAAAGCUGUUUGAUGAGAAGAUCAAGGACUGCAAAGAGGAUGAAUCUCAUAGAAAAAUAGAAACUUUAAAGGAAACUACAUGUAGUAUGGUAGAAUCCAUCAAGCACUGUAUCGUAUUGCUGCAAAUUGCCAAGGACCAAAGUAACGAACAGCAACACGCAAACGGACUUAUAAGCACCAUCAACCCUGUGGAUGGGAUCUACCAGCCCCCCCUGGACGCCCCUGUAGUCAACGCCACAAUGCCAACGCAGGCAACCCUCCCCUCUGAUGCUCAGGUGUGUAAAUCAGACCAACGACCUUCAACGUUACCCGUUGGACCCGGUACAGUGAUGGGCACUUUGCAGACGCCUACUCCUAACAGCACAGGGAGCGGCCCAUCAGUCCCAAGCAGCGGCGUUACAUCCCCGGCUCACAUUCCUUUACCCUCACAUUCAGUGCCAGACUUCUCCUAUUCCUCCAGUGAAGAUGAGUUUUAUGAUGCUGACGAGUUUUACCAGAGUAGCACCUCGCCGAAACACUGCAGAGAUCCCUCAGGGCCUUCAGCUACUUCUUCCAAACCUAACGAAAAAACCACAUUGAAGCGACCCAACACCACAGAGUCCCUGACCUCCUCGAUGUCCAAUGGCACCACAGAUGCAGAGCAGUUUGACAGUCACGAUGACCGCGAUGACGAUGGCGAGGGGGAGUCCGUGGAGGAGCACAAGAGUGUCAUUAUGCACUUGCUCUCUCAAGUUCGACUGGGCAUGGAUCUCACAAAGGUGGUCCUGCCUACCUUUAUUCUAGAAAGAAGAUCUCUGUUAGAAAUGUAUGCAGACUUCUUUGCACACCCUGACUUGUUUGUAACUAUUGCUGAGCAGCCUGAACCCAGAGAGCGCAUGGUUCAGGUUGUGAAAUGGUACUUGUCAGCAUUCCACGCAGGAAGGAAAGGCUCAGUGGCCAAAAAACCUUACAAUCCCAUAUUAGGAGAGAUCUUCUACUGUCACUGGGAUCUGCCAAAUGAGAACGAGGAGAUUUCUGCGCCAUUGGAGACCGUCUCAGAUGGGCCCGUCCCGUGGGCUUCUUCUAAUAGUGUGUGUUUUGUAGCAGAGCAGGUUUCCCAUCAUCCUCCUAUUUCUGCCUUUUAUGCAGAAUGUUUGAACCGGAAGAUCCAGUUCAACGCUCAUAUCUGGACCAAAUCAAAAUUCCUUGGCAUGUCCAUUGGCGUUCACAAUAUUGGUCAAGGUUGUGUCUCCUGUCUGGAGCAUGAUGAACAUUAUAUUCUUACAUUUCCAAAUGGAUAUGGCAGAUCUAUCCUGACUGUUCCUUGGGUGGAGCUAGGUGGGGAGUGCAACAUCUCAUGCUCAAAGUCGGGAUACAGUGCCAACAUUGUUUUUCACACAAAACCAUUCUACGGAGGAAAGAAGCACCGAAUUACUGCAGAGAUUUUUGCACCAAACGAUAAGAAGUCCUUCUGCUCCAUUGAAGGGGAAUGGAAUGGAGUCAUGUACGCUAAAUGGGCGUCUGGAGAAAACACUGCUUUCAUCGACACCAAAAAUAUGGGUUUAAUCAAGAAAAAGGUUAGAAAGCUAGAAGACCAGCUGGAUUAUGAAUCCAGAAGACUGUGGAAAGAUGUCACUCAAAACUUGAAGCUGAAAGACAUUGAUUCAGCAACAGAAGCGAAACAUCAUUUGGAGGAGAAACAGAGAGCGGAGGCCAGAGAAAGAAAAGAGAAUGAGAAGCAAUGGGAGACCAGGUUAUUUCACGAAGACGGGGAGUGCUGGGUCUACGAUGAGCCACUACUAAAGCGGAUAAUUGACCAGAAGGAUUGA
Messenger RNA from Knipowitschia caucasica, 4716 nucleotides. Lineage: Eukaryota; Metazoa; Chordata; Actinopteri; Gobiiformes; Gobiidae. The record is from the annotation of a GenBank genome assembly.